AUGUCUCGCAACCUAAUCACACUGGAACACAAUAACCAGCGCGACACAUCAAACAUCGACCACCUCUUGCAAGAUCACACCCGACUAGGCCGACUAGCGAAACGUUACAGCGGCGGUGCACACAUAAACAGCAGAGUGCACGAACGAGUCCGAGACGACCUCCUCGCUCUACGCGACUUCUGCGAAGACAGACAUCGUCGUAUCUUCAACCUCCGGCAACGGCAUGAUAGUACAGUCAAUCUGCGCAUAGCUACGCAAAGCGCGAGCAUUGCACGCGAAGCACGUAAAGACAGUAUGUCCAUGAAGAUCAUUGCGGCUGUGACGUUGAUUUAUCUCCCUGCCACAUUUGUGUGUAGUCUGUUCGGGACGAAUCUGGUUGCUUUUGAUACGUCUCCUGGCUCGAAUGGGGCGGAAUUUCUUGUUUCGCGGUGGUGGUGGCUUUAUUUUGCUUUUGCUAUACCGUUGACUGUGUUGACUAUGUUUGGGUUUUGGCUUUGGCGACGAUUUCGGGGAACGCCGAGUAAUAUUCAGAAGAAGUUUACUGACUAG
Molecule: messenger RNA, 549 nt
Organism: Penicillium antarcticum
Lineage: Eukaryota; Fungi; Ascomycota; Eurotiomycetes; Eurotiales; Aspergillaceae
Exons: 2
Coding region: 1-549 (182 amino acids)
Biological process (GO): metal ion transport; transmembrane transport
Cellular component (GO): membrane
Molecular function (GO): metal ion transmembrane transporter activity
Source: RefSeq, a predicted model, not a curated record